AUGAAGGCAGCGGUGAGUUUCACACGCUGUCACAGUCGUUUCCUCGAGAAUCUGUUUUGUGGAGUUUCACUGAAUUCAGUUCACGUGAAGAGAAUCAUGAUAAACGCCACCAUCGCUUCUUAUUUCACUCUGGCUGCUUAUGUGGACUCUGGCCUGUUGAGAUACUUGUUCUUCACGCUGGUCCUGUCCUUGUACUUGUUGAUCCUUUGUGCCAACACGUCUCUGAUUGUAGUUAUCUGUAUGAACAGAAGUCUCCAUGAACCUAUGUACGUGUUCCUGUGCAGCCUGUUUGUAAAUGAACUGUAUGGCAGCACAGGGUUGUUUCCUCUCCUCCUGCUCCAGAUUCUCUCAGACGUUCACACGGUUUCUCGUCCUCUCUGUUUCCUGCAGAUCUUCUGUCUUUAUUCUUACGCUUGUGUGGAAUUCUUUAAUUUAGCCGUGAUGUCUUAUGACCGAUACCUGGCCAUCUGUUGUCCUCUGCAGUACAACACACGUAUGACACAGAGAAAGAUCACACUGCUCAUUACUCUCACAUGGUUGUCGGCCUCUGUUGUGUGUUUUAUUCCAUUAACACUGACUGCCCGUUUGCAGCUGUGUGGAAACAUCAUCAACAAGGUUUACUGUGAUAAUUAUUAUAUCGUCAAACUGUCGUGUUCCGACACCUCCGUCAACAACAUCUACGGACUCGCUGCCACCUCCUUUGUUAUCGUGUCUCCUGUGUCGCUGAUAUUUUUCUCCUACGUGAGGAUUUUAACGGUUUGUUUCUCUGGCUCCAAGCAGACGAGACAGAAAGCCCUCAGCACCUGCACCCCCCACCUGCUCUCGCUGCUCAACUUCUCCUUCGGGGCUUGUUUUGAAAUCAUGCAGAGCAGAUUUAACAUGAGCAGCGUCCCCAACCUGUUGAGAAUCAUUUUAUCUUUGUACUGGCUCACAUGUCAGCCGCUCUUCAGCCCCUUGAUGUACGGACUCAACAUGUCCAGGAUCCGAAACAUCUGUAAACAUCUCAUCUUUGCUUCAACUGUCUUUUCUCCUUAA
This is a messenger RNA of Limanda limanda (common dab), 1035 nucleotides long. RefSeq names its product olfactory receptor 4E2-like. Gene Ontology annotation, biological process: G protein-coupled receptor signaling pathway. The record is from RefSeq and is a predicted model, not a curated record. The coding region runs from base 1 to 1035 and encodes 344 amino acids. Gene Ontology annotation, molecular function: G protein-coupled receptor activity; olfactory receptor activity. Gene Ontology annotation, cellular component: membrane. The transcript has a single exon. Lineage: Eukaryota; Metazoa; Chordata; Actinopteri; Pleuronectiformes; Pleuronectidae.